Molecule: messenger RNA, 804 nt
Organism: Acytostelium subglobosum LB1
Lineage: Eukaryota; Evosea; Eumycetozoa; Acytosteliales; Acytosteliaceae
Exons: 5
Coding region: 1-804 (267 amino acids)
Biological process (GO): peptidyl-lysine dimethylation
Molecular function (GO): protein-lysine N-methyltransferase activity
Source: RefSeq, a predicted model, not a curated record
AUGAGCUCACCACCUGAUAACUCUGCAGAGUACUUGAAUGACUCUGCCAAAUUGUUUGAUUCCUCAAGUGAUGAAGAGGUAGUUUACUCAUACACAACUUACAAUCGUGUUGAACCAAUAAAGAAUCAUAAUGAUAUCAAAUCCAUUCAGGUUAGAUUGCCACAGAAGCAUUCUUUGUGGGCACAUUUGUCUUGGAAUGCCGGUGUCGCUCUGUCCGACUACCUCGAGGCCACCGUUGACUUUACAAACAAGACUGUAUUGGAGUUGGGUUCAGGUGCAGGACUACCAUGCUACAUGGCAACAUUGAAUGGUGGAUCUAGGGUUGUAAUGACAGACUAUCCAGACAAGACACUGAUCGAUAACUUACAAUACAAUAGAGAUAAUACAUUGCCAUCUUCAAUAACAGAUAACAAAUUGUUGGCUGUUCCACAUCUUUGGGGCAAUGAACCAGAGACUUUGAAUCAACUAUUGGACAACCCAGCGAACAAGUACGACAUUAUCAUUCUGUCGGACCUCAUCUUCAAUCACCAAGCUCACUUCAACAUGUUGAAAACAUGUGCCGCAUGUCUAAGCGACAAUGGAAUAAUAUAUGUGUCAUUUACUCAUCACAGACCACACCGAAGAGAGAAGGAUCUAAACUUCUUUACAGUUGCAGCAGAGGCACCAUUCAAUUUCAUCGUGGAGAAGUUCAUGGAAAGACUUAUGAAGCCAAUGUUUGAGGUGGACUUGGGUUGUGAGGUCACCAGGUCAACUGUCAACUUCUACACCAUGAGGAAACAACCACAACAGUCCUCCUCCUCAUGA